Komagataella phaffii GS115 is the source of this 2121-nucleotide messenger RNA. RefSeq names its product Subunit of the Anaphase-Promoting Complex/Cyclosome (APC/C). NCBI's taxonomy places the organism in Eukaryota, Fungi, Ascomycota, Pichiomycetes, Pichiales, Pichiaceae. The transcript has a single exon. Gene Ontology annotation, cellular component: anaphase-promoting complex. The coding region runs from base 1 to 2121 and encodes 706 amino acids. The record is from RefSeq and is a predicted model, not a curated record.
AUGUCACUAAGACCAUUGGAUAGAAGCGCAUUCUUGAGCGUGUUUCAGUCCGAAAAUGUUUUGCCCGAUCUUCAGCAAGACUGGGAGCUGGUAAAAGAGUGGAUAAAUCAGUCGUUGGAGUGUCAAGGGAGCACUAAAGAUCCACCUUUGCGUAUUCGUACAAGUCUUCGAAGCUUAAAUAAUCAACACUCAAGUGGGCCCCAUCUCCGGGAAUUAUUCUUGAGAGUGUUUAGAAGAUAUCCAAUUGUGGUUGAUGGUUCUCUUUACAACCGUUUGAGGGCUGUCAAGGCUGUCAACAGGAAAGUGGUUGAAAUUGUAAGGUGCAUGAAUCUUGAUGAGAACGACAGAUCUGCUGUUGAGCGAGCCACAAACGCAGUACUACAAAGGACUAUCCGGGAAUGUCCUACUUUGGAGAAAGAUCUUGAGUCUAUGAUCUUAAUUGUGUUAAACGGUCAGGACUCUUACGAAGAAGAAAGAGCGUUCAAGGCUAUGAAACUGAUACACAUGGGUGACUAUCUUGGAGAACUUACAGUCCAAUUGAUAAGAGCUAAACUUGCCAGCUAUAUUAAUAUUACUUAUGGAGGCAAAUGGGAUCACUACGUUCUUCCCGAAUUGAGAAGCUGGCUAUAUGAAUGGCUUCUGCCCAGAAUUUAUCGGAUUAUCGACCCAAACAGCUUCAGGGCCGACAGUUGGAUCCAAGUCAUAUAUGAUGAACUAAUCACCAUCAGAAUAAAUGAGUCGUUUGAUAUUGUUGAAAAUUUUGACAUAGCAGAACCUUGCCUAGAAGAGAUGAAGAAUUGUCUUAUUCACACCCAUGUUCGUGAACACUUAGUUUCCUACUUCACAAAACUGUGCCAAGAGAGACUACUACAUGCUGGUAUCAACACUAGCACUAUAAUAUCGUUCUACCUGUUGGUCAUUAAAGCCUUCCUGAAGCUUGACCCUAGAGGCGUUCUUUUAGACAAGGUCUGCAGGCCCAUAAAGCACUAUUUGAGAGACCGGGAUGAUACAGUCAAGAGAAUCGUGAAAGCACUACUUGACGAGAAUUCAAAUGAGCUCGGUCAGCUUUCCAAAGAGCUCUCCAAACCCCCAUUAGCUGAAACUCACUUUAUCCAUGAUUUGAGAGACCUACAUUGGGUGCCAGACCCUAGUGAAGCACUUCCAGAUUUCAAGAAGAACAAGAUUAGUGAUAUCAUUGAAUCCUUAAUUUCCAUCUUUGAUUCGAAAAAUGUUUUUGUAAAUGAAUUCGUAUCAAUUAUUUCAUCACAGCUUUUAGAUCUUACAAGUUACGACUUUGCUGAUAUCUCUCAUAAGAUUGAUUUGCUUAAAGUAAGGUUUGGCGAGAACGAGUUUAAUUCACUAAAUGUGAUGAUCAAAGAUGUGAAUGAUAGUAAAAUCAUUGAUAGAAAAAUACAUAAGAAUUGUGCCACAAUACCGGAAAACCUUCAUUCGUCAAUCAUAUCCCAUUUAUUCUGGCCACAGCUUGAAAAGGAUAGGUUCCUUUUGCCACUUGAGGUAUCCAACAGCAUAGAAAAUUAUGUGAAGGAGUUCUCAACGGUCAAGCCUGAGAGAUCUAUCGAGCCAAUUCACUCCCAGGGUAGAGUCACGUUAUCCAUAGACGUGAAUGAUCAGACCAGAAGCUUUACGGUAACGCCCGACAAAGCUGCGGUGAUUCUGAAGUUUUCCGCAGAUGAUUCUAGCCGAAUAAGCUGGGAGAUAGAGAAAUUAUCAGAAGAAUUGCAGAUGGAUAUUGCUCUUUUGCAAAAGAAUUUGCAAUUCUGGCGUCAAAAGAAUAUUCUUCAGCAAAGCGGAUCAGUCUGGUCAUCCGUCACAUCCUUCGAAGAGCAGGAAUCGGGUGUAUCUGAGGACACGAAUGCGCAUGAUCAUAAUGAUCAGGAAGAAUUGGCAGAAACAAUGCAAAAGUAUUGGCCAUUUAUCGUCGGAAUGUUGACUAAUCUGGGACCUACUGCUCUCAGCCAGAUGCAUUCUUUCCUGAAAAUGUUAGUUCCCCAGGAGACUCCUUACAAUGCUACGGAAAAGCAGCUGGAGCUAUAUCUGCAUUCCUGCAUCGAAGAGGAGAAACUAGAAGUGAACGGUGAUAAGUAUAAAUUAAAGAAGUAA